GGUCGGGAGGUGAAAAGCAGGGUGACAAGCAGCCGAACUUCAAGCAUGUGACUUUGUGGACGGACUCUGGUGUGAGCUGAACCUGGUCCAGCUGUUGACUUGCGCGCAUCGUUGCCUUUAAGAUGCGGCGGACGGAGGCUUGUGCCGCCUAAAGCGACACCAUUUUACCAAGCGUCCAGCUCGGCCCGGUUACCCAAGGACCACCCGGUGGUUUUUGUUGUCGACCGUGAGGUAGCGGUGGGUGGUCGUCGGCGGAGCCCCCCCUCCCCCAGCCCGCAAAUGUCGGCCGUUAUUUGUCGGGAGAGGAGGAGAAGACAUCCGUGAGGAGGCAAAGAGUAAAUACUUUCCCUUUAAAGCAGAAAGGGACAAGACUUGAUCUUUAAAAAAAGGGGAAGAAGAACGGCGAGGGAGGGAGGGACACUUUGAAAAAAGAGAAAGAUGUCAGCACGGCCAUUCAAACAGCGAGGCGGAGUCAUGGAUCGCGGCCGACCUGGAGCGUCCUAGUUGGGGGACGAGCUGUACGUGAGGCCGAGGCUUGGAUCCCGCGCGAAGGCCUUCCCGGAGCUAUCGCUAAUAAAUGUCUGCUGGCGAUCGCUAGCUGCUUUCCAUCACAUUCCUCCUCUCUCGGGGUUAGUUUCGGCAUUGUUUCUAGCAUUUGUGACAGUAAACAUAAGCAAAUCACCUUGCAUUUUGUUCAAGUCGUAGUGGAGCUGGAGCAGAAACAAUGAUUUCAACAAUCGACACCCAGCAGAGACAUACAUAGGAAGACUCCACACCUAACAUUUAGAAGUGGAGAAGCCUUUUGGAUUAAAGGUGAAACGUCUUCAACAAACAAGAAGAGUCCAGUUGUCUCCAUUCAACCUUUCCCAGUAGUAGUAGUUGUAGUAGUACUACUUUUAGUAGUAUUUAGUAGUUCCUUGGCUGAGUGAGGCUUCAGCAUGGACACAUCAUGGAGUAAUUUCCUCUUUCAGACGCCAGCCACUCCGGGCCAGCAGGAGGCGCCGCUGCAGUCGGAGCUUCUGCCCGAGCUGAGCGGCGAGGCCGAGGCAAGUCCUUUGGCGGACCAUAUGACCACGCCGCCGUCCACCGUGGACACCGCCGCCCUGAGCGAGGAGCCACUUCCUGUCAAAGAGCCGCCCAAAGCCACACGCCCCGCCCACAUAUGCGCCACCUGCAGCAAGGAGUUCAAGAACAGCUACAACCUGCGGCGCCACCAGUCGGUCCACACGGGCAUCAAGAUGAAGGAUCGCGCCCGCGACAAGGAGGAGGGGGGUAGGGUGGUCCAGAAGCAGACGGUCCCUCUGUCCCUCCUGCAGCUGACCCUGCCCCCGCAGCAUCCGCCCCCCCUGCCCGCACCCGCGUCCCCUGCUGCCCCUGACUCCCUGCCCCAGCCUGGCCAGUCGGUGUCCGUGUCCAUCGCCCCAGUGGGCAUGAGUGUGGCCAUGGCGCCUCAACCCAUCCAGGCAGCGGUGGUGGUGGUGGGCUCUGUGGAGCAGAACCCCAACCCCGGCCCCAACACCAACCAGGUGCGCAAGAACCACGCCUGCGAGGCCUGCGGGAAAGCCUUCCGAGACGUGUACCACCUGAACCGCCACCGGCUGUCCCACUCGGACGAGAAGCCGUACUCCUGUCCCGUCUGCCAGCAGCGCUUCAAGAGGAAAGACAGGAUGAGCUACCACGUGCGCUCGCACCAGGGUGGCGUGGAGAAACCGUACGUCUGCCCUCACUGCGCCAAGGCCUUCUCCCGACCGGACCACCUCAACAGUCACGUGCGGCAGGUUCACUCCACCGAGAGGCCGUUCAAGUGCACGACGUGCACGUCGGCGUUCGCCACGCGGGAUCGUCUGCGGGCUCAUCUGAUUCGCCACGAGGAGAAGGUUCCGUGUCACAUCUGCGGGAAGCUCCUGUCCGCCGCCUACAUCAGCGACCACAUGAGAGUCCACAACCAAUCACAGCACCACUCCUGCCACCUCUGCAACCGCAGCUUCACCACGCUCACCUAUCUGCGCGUACAUGCUCAGAAGCACCACGGUCAGGAGUGGAAGGAGAGCGGCGGCGCACGCGGAGGCUUCGGGGGGGCGGGACCCGGUGGUGUGCUGCUGUGCCAGCUGUGCGGCGUGCAGUGCAAGACUACCACGCAGCUGCAGGGCCACAUGGGCACCCAUGCCAACCAAGUGGACCCCGAACCAGCAGGCGCAGAUCCCGCUGUGGCCAUCAGUGUGUCGGGCGGGGCGGUGGGUCUGAUGGUGACUGACUGCUCCGGCAUCGCCCCCCAGGCGCACAGUUAGCGCGUGACCACGUGAGACGUUUGAUCAGGAUGACUUCAUGACGACAUCGUCAACGUGUGAUGAUUGCGUCAUGUCAACUAAAGACAUUUGUCUCUUUUGAGGAAGAGCGUGCUGUUCCUCAUCAUUGAUGUUAGCAUGUGUACAUAUGUCGUAGCAUGUGUAAAUAGACUUUUUCAACAUUGAAUGUUCUUCUUCUGAUGCUCUCAUUUCCAUGUGUAGCUCCCUUGGUGAUUCUGUGGCUGUGCAUAUUGAUUGCUACUGUAUUAAAUGCAGCACCGUG
Molecule: messenger RNA, 2568 nt
Organism: Dunckerocampus dactyliophorus (ringed pipefish)
Lineage: Eukaryota; Metazoa; Chordata; Actinopteri; Syngnathiformes; Syngnathidae
Gene: maza
Product: myc-associated zinc finger protein
Exons: 7
Coding region: 939-2288 (449 amino acids)
Biological process (GO): regulation of transcription by RNA polymerase II
Cellular component (GO): nucleus
Molecular function (GO): RNA polymerase II cis-regulatory region sequence-specific DNA binding; DNA-binding transcription activator activity, RNA polymerase II-specific
Source: RefSeq, a predicted model, not a curated record